This is a messenger RNA of Nelumbo nucifera (sacred lotus), 2204 nucleotides long. RefSeq names its product tryptophan aminotransferase-related protein 2-like. NCBI's taxonomy places the organism in Eukaryota, Viridiplantae, Streptophyta, Magnoliopsida, Proteales, Nelumbonaceae. Gene Ontology annotation, molecular function: carbon-sulfur lyase activity; transaminase activity. Gene Ontology annotation, biological process: amino acid metabolic process. The record is from RefSeq and is a predicted model, not a curated record.
UUGUCUUUGAUGCGUUCUCGUUUUAAGGUCUUUCAUUAUUGGAAACCUGCAAUUCUGCAUGAAAAGGCGAAAGCUUCCAACAUAUUUUCUGCUUCGAACUGAAGUUUUGCUGCAGAGAUCGAAUUCAGUGUCGCUUCGUUUAAUCGUUUUCGUUUUGUUAAACUAACCUCGAACUGAAAUUUUUUUUUUGGUUGGCUUCUUAUUAUUUUUAUUUUUUUUCUAAACAUUAGCUAGCUUAGGUUCGAGAGAGCUUGUAAGUCUUGACUCCACUGUCGCAGAACUUAUUUGAAUCUCUUCAUCAAAUUCUGUUUCUUUCUUUAGCUGAAUUCUUUGGACGAAGAAAUCGUUGAAUUACUAGUUCCAUUUCGUUCAGUUGAUCAGUUGUAAACGAUUAAAAAUUUCCAAAUAUUCUUAUCUUCAAACUUGACGGACAAGUAGAUAACAUCACAAAUAAUUUCCCUUUCCAUAUUAAAAAACAGAUAAAUAAUACGAUAACACUUCAAUUUAGAGUUUGCGUCAACUUUGAUCUCUCUUUUGUUUCGUGUCUCCAUUUAUGAAGCCUGAUCCACUUCACUUGUCUUUUCUCUUGAAAAUCUACUCGGAAGUCCGAGAAAAUCUCAACAACUGUGUUUGCCUAAAAAUCCUAAACGUUCAAUAAAGAUCAAAGAAAAAGAAGAAAACAACAACUGAUUGCAAUUCUAGCAGGCUAGGUGAUUCCAGCAGCUUUUUAAGGUGUUAGGUGAGGUUACUGUAUGACAAUGAGACAGAAUAGACUUCAUGCUGCUAUGGAAGAGAAACAGCAAAUUCAAGAGUUCCGUUUCGGAGAAAAGACGAACAGAAGAAGAACGAGGACGAUGUCUGUUGCUGCUUCAGAUCAGGAGGAAGAAAUAGAAGAGGGAAAGGGCAAGGAGCAGGUUGUAGAUCUCGAUCAUGGCGACCCAACUGUUUAUGAACAAUUUUGGCAAAAGAUGGGAGAUAGAAGUACAAUUGUUAUUUCUGGGUGGCAAUCAAUGAGCUAUCUUUCCGAUGUUGGAAAUAUUUGUUGGUUCCUAGAGCCUGAGUUUACCAAACAGGUUAGACGAUUACACCAGUCAGUGGGAAAUGCUGUAACAGAAGAUCGUCAUAUUGUGGUGGGGACAGGUUCCACACAGCUCUUUCAGGCGGCACUUUAUGCUCUUUCUCCACCAGAUGCAUUUGAACCCAUCAGCGUUGUGUCCGCUAUUCCUUACUACUCGUCGUACCCUUCAAUUACAGACUACUUGAAAUCAGGGCUUUAUAAAUGGGCUGGUGAUGCUUAUACUUUGAAAGGAGAUGAGCCUUACAUAGAGCUUGUUACUUCCCCAAACAAUCCUGAUGGUUCUAUCAGGCAAGCUGUGGUUAAUCGCGAUGGAGGGACAGUGAUUCAUGACCUUGCUUACUAUUGGCCACAAUAUACUCCAAUUACAUGUCUUGCAGAUCAUGAUCUCAUGCUUUUCACCAUCUCCAAAUGCACCGGCCAUGCAGGGAUACGAAUUGGAUGGGCUCUUGUUAAGGAUAAGGAGGUGGCAAGAAAGAUGACUAAAUUCAUAGAGCUGAAUACCAUAGGUGUAUCAAAGGAUUCGCAGCUCCGAGCAGCAAAAAUCCUGCAAGUGGUAUCGCAUAGUUGUGAGCAGUUGGGCUACCCUGAAGACUCAGAGAGCUUUUUCAAGUAUGCUAGCCGUCUCAUGGCUGAUAGAUGGGACCGGUUGAGAGAUGCAGUCAGCCAAAGUGGGCUCUUCAGUCUGCCUGAGUUCAUGCCAGAGUCUUGCAAUUACGCUGGCGAGAUGACUACACCGCAUCCUGCUUUUGCUUGGCUGAAAUGCGAGGGGGGCAUAGAAGAUUGUGAGAACUUUCUAAGGGGCUAUAAUAUCUUAACAAGAACUGGGAAGCAUUUUGGUGCUCAAGGAAAUUAUGUUAGAGUUAGCAUGUUGGAUCGAGAGGAGACGUUUGACAUGUUUAUAGAGAGGCUAUCAAAUAUCCGGUUAUAACAGCAGCCCUUGUUCAAAUGGUGAGGCGUUCUAUCUAUGUUCAUGGAGAAGGAAAAUCAAUUCAUACAUGUGUCUGUGUGAUGGUGGUUUGUUUUGUGGUCUCGGCUAGAGAACUUCCUUUGUUUUUCUUAGUUACUUUGUUCUUCAGCAUUUCAAUUUUAUUAUCAGGUCUAAAUUCUAUCCUCCUGGUUAAUUUUC